Drosophila simulans is the source of this 737-nucleotide messenger RNA. RefSeq names its product 40S ribosomal protein S24 (gene RpS24). The record is from RefSeq and is a predicted model, not a curated record. Lineage: Eukaryota; Metazoa; Arthropoda; Insecta; Diptera; Drosophilidae. Gene Ontology annotation, molecular function: structural constituent of ribosome. The coding region runs from base 166 to 561 and encodes 131 amino acids. The transcript has 2 exons. Gene Ontology annotation, biological process: translation. Gene Ontology annotation, cellular component: ribosome.
CGUUGGGCGAAAAAUACUGGUGAUGCCAUAUUUCUGGAAAUAUCGAUAGUAUCGAAUCAUCGCCAUUUCUUCCAUCUCUGAAACGGCCAUCUUCCUUUCUAAUAAAUCGCGUUCGCAAAACGACGUGUUUAAAACCUUUUCGAGUGUUUUAAAAGCUCCGUCAAAAUGUCCGGUACAACCGCUACCAUCCGCACCCGCAAGUUCAUGACCAACCGCCUGCUCGCCAGGAAACAGAUGGUCUGCGAUGUCCUCCACCCAGGAUUGUCGUCGGUGAACAAGACCGAGAUCCGCGAGAAGCUCGCCGCCAUGUACAAGGUCACUCCCGAUGUGGUCUUCGCCUUCGGAUUCCGCACCAACUUCGGUGGCGGCCGCUCCACCGGCUUCGCCCUCAUCUACGACACCCUGGACUUCGCCAAGAAGUUCGAGCCCAAGUACCGCCUGGCCCGUCACGGCCUCUUCGAACAGAAGAAGCAGACCCGCAAGCAGCGCAAGGAGCGUCGCAACAGGAUGAAGAAGGUGCGCGGAACUGCCAAGGCCAAGAUCGGCACUGGCAAGAAGUAAGCCUGAUGGAGGAAAGCACGUCUGCGGGCAUCGCCUGCUAUUCCCAAAAGCUGCUGGUUAUGCGUUAGUCAAACUUCUUUACCAACCAAUCAACAACCGACAAAACAAAAUCAGUGUUUACUUUUGGAGCGGCUUUUGUUUGUAAACUAAGGAAAUAAAACUCUAAAAGUAUACAA